CUGUUAUUCACGUCGUAAACACCGCCGAAACUUCGCAACAUGCGAGAAAUUCGUGGAAUUUGACACCCGUCGGAAUAAAAACAUCUAAGAACAUUGCGAGGACAAAAUAACUGAAAAUGGACGACAGGACUAUAGAUCAGAUUUUCGCAGGAUCGUUGGAAAAUCUUCCACCGGUCAGCUCGAAAAUCGUGAGGAUUUUUACAAGUUCCACAUUUACAGAUACAACCAUGGAAAGAAACACACUUAUGGCAAAAUGCUAUCCGAAGAUCAAAGACUAUUGUCGAGAAAAACAUGGUUUGGAGUUUCAGGUAGUGGACAUGAGAUGGGGGGUAAGAGAUGAAGCCACAGAUGAUCACAUGACAACGGAACUCUGCAUGAAGGAAAUCCAGAACUGUCAAAGAUUAUCCAUGGGUCCCAAUUUUGUGGUGUUUCUAGGACAGAAGUAUGGUUAUAGACCGAUCCCCACAUACAUCCUAUCAUCAGAGCUACAGUUGAUCAGAGACGAACUGGCUAACACUGGACAUGAUCCUACCUUGAUAGACAUCUGGUAUAGAAAAGAUAGCAAUGCUGUACCACCGAUCUCCGUUUUGCAACCGAUUUCUUCUAUUUUGAUCAACUUCAACAACAAAAGAAUACCGAAACUGCAAGCUGAAGAUCAAGCAAAAUGGUGGGACACUUUGGGAAAGUUUCAAAAAUUAUUCAGGAAGGCAGCAGCUUCUUUGAAUGAACAAGGAAAGAUGGAUCAUGACGCUAUGCACAACUACUUCAUGUCUGUAACUGAAAGGGAAGUUAUAAACGGCGUAUUAAACGUGAAGAAUACGAAGAACCAUUGUUUGGCUUACAUUAGAUAUAUCAACAACAUUAAUCUUCAGAAUUUGAAAAAGGCUUCUCUAUUUGUUGAUAUCAUCAACAGAAGCUUAGAUACGGAAUCGGCAAAACUAUUAGGUAAUCUAAGAGAUGAAAGAUUACCUGCAAAGAUCGAAUCCAGCAAUCUACAAAAAUACAACAUAGAAUGGAUUGGAAGAGAAGGUUUGGACCCAGAGACUCAUGAUGAAUAUUUGAAGCAUUUCAUUAUACAUUUUUACAAAAAUAUAAUAAAAUUAGUGGACAGAGCUAUGAGAAAAGAAGAUUCUAGCGCUCAAGGACAAAUAGUCACGGAAAUCCUUCAACAUCUUCAUGCAUGUAAUAAUUCUGUGAAGGUAUUCUACGGAAGAGAAGAUUCACUGGCGCAUAUUGAGAAUUACAUGACCGACGAUUCUGACAAAUGUUUGAUUCUUUACGGCGAAGGAGGCUGUGGAAAAACAUCACUGUUAGCUAAAGCAGCUAGCAUGUCUACAGGAAACGGAUGGUUCCCAGGUGCUAAACCCAUAAGCAUUAUCAGAUUCCUUGGUACCACUCCUGACUCAUCAGCACUAACACCCACGCUGAUUUCAAUCUGUCAGCAAAUCUCUUACAACUUUAUGUUGCCGUUUGAAAGCAUCCCAGACGAUCUGGUACCGUUGACAGCUCACUUCAAGCAACUUCUUACGCUGGCUACCAAAGAACAACCUUUGGUACUAUUUCUGGAUUCCGUAGAUCAACUUACGGGUACUCAGGAUGCUAAUAAGGUGUCUUGGUUACCUACUCGACUUCCACCAUAUUGCAAGAUUAUAGUGUCUUGUGCAAAUGAAGAAAAUAACCCCGAAGUAUCCAAGGAAUAUCACAUCCUCAGAAAAAUGAUUGACGUAGAUGAAAACUUCAUCGAAGUGAAAGCUUUAGGAGAAGAACUGGCUAUGAAAGUGAUCAAAAUGUGGAUGCAGACAGCCCACCGAGAUUUGACAAACUACCAGUGGAGGCUAGUCUCUAAUGCAAUAGAUAAAUGCAGCCUACCAAUUUUUGUGAAACUGGUAUUUGCUGAGAUAUGCAGAUGGAGAAGUUAUACUAAAUCACACGAUACACAUUUGGCUUCCACAGUCAUGGAUUCUAUCAUGAUGUUGUUCGAAAGAAUAGAAAAGCAGCACGGUAGAAUCCUAGUAUUCCACGCUCUAGCUUACAUCACCGCAGCCAAAAGCGGUUUAUCAGAAUCAGAAUUAGAAGAUCUGAUUUCGCUAGAUGACAAAGUACUGGACGAUGUCUAUCAGUACCAUUUACCACCAGUACGACGUAUUCCACCGCUAUUGUGGACCAGAAUCAGGAACGAUCUACCAAAUUAUUUGUCUGAACGAGAAGCUGACGGAGUCAGCGUCAUGAAUUGGUAUCACAGGCAGUUCAGAGAUACAGCCAAAGAGAGAUACUUCAAAAAUAUGAACAUGGCAACAUAUUUUCAUUCUAUGAUUGCGGACUAUUUUCUUGGUAUAUGGGGUGGUGGUAAACCGAAACCAUUCAAGUAUACAGAAAUACAGAGACAUCGGUUCAAUUUGAAAGAUAAAGAAGGUAUUGCGGAUAGAAAAGUACCGGUACAGCCCUUGGUAUUUUACUCGAAAGACGGGAAAGUUUCUCGAUAUAAUUUACGCAAGUUUGGAGAAAUGCCGUUUCACCUAGUCAGGUCCAGAAGAUUUACUGAUCUAUACGAAAACGUGCUUUUCAAUUAUGAGUGGCUACACGCAAAAUUAUCAAGUUGUCCUUUACAAGCUGUCUUAGCUGACUAUGAAGAUGCUAGUUCACAUAUCGACAAUAAAGAAUCAAAAAGAGAACUGAUGCUCGUUGCAGACGCCUUGAGACUAGGAGGAGCAGUUCUUGGCCAAUACCCAAACAUGUUGGCUCCCCAACUAAUAGGCAGAUUAUUGCCAGAGGUUGGAAAAAAUCCAAACAUCAAAAUGCUUCUGAAUGAUUGUGACGGCAAAGGUCCAAUGCACUGUGCCUUGUUGCCUUUGUAUCAUUGUCUGCAUACACCAGGUGGACCAUUAAAGUAUUCCCUGGAGGGUCACCAAUUUGCCGUGUUCUCAAUUUGUCUAACAUCGGACUACAGAUACGUGGUUUCAAUCUCAAACAGAUUCAUCACCUGGGAUCUCUCUACCAGUGACUUGACACGCGAUGUCAAUCCGAACAUUGAAGGAAUAAUGCAACACCUCGUCUUGAGUCCUGACAAUAAAUGGGCUGCUGCUUAUACCAACAAUAAUCAAACUGUCCUGCUUAAUAUGUUGUCUAGUGAGUUUGUCAUAGUGGAUAAUCCUUUAGCAGAAGAAAAAUCUGUAGUGGGGAUUUACCUUUUAAACUAUAACUUGUUUAUCUAUGGUACUGAAGAAUGGGUAAGGUUUGAUAUGAGAGGAAAUAAAGAGGAAGAAUUUAAAGGGCCUCUAAGUGGAGACAACUGGCCGAUAUUGCAUAUGGAAUUUGACAACAAAACUCAGUACAGAAUCAUAUUUUGGAAAGGCACUUUGGAUGAUGACACCAUGAGGCUACGGCUUGUGACCGAAGAAGGGAGCUACGAAUAUUUAGAAUAUCAUAGUGCUUUGGUACUCGGCAAAUAUAAAAAUACGGCAUAUGCGUGUACGACGUCAGGAACAUAUCAAGUUUCAAAAUACGUCAAAUCGGAAGAUACUAAGAUAUGGAUUAAAAUGGAAGACUUGUCACGGGCUGGAAAUGAUGAAUUAGAGAUAAUGCUACAACUGAAAUUGGACAAGGAUGAUAAAUAUUUGUUCGGAACAACAAGCAACGGCUUUGUAAUAUGGGACCUGGACGAAGAAAAAAAAAUUUAUGAAGGAGCUACCGUCUUGACCCUCCCAUAUGGCACUCGGAACAUCACGACGAAAAUGCUUCAAUCCAACUCCAUAGUUUUAAGCGCGCACAAAAAUUACGCAAUAGCAGGGGUGAGGAAGAACUUGUACGUAUGGAGCAUGGAGACAGAAAAGUUGGUCAAGAUAUUGGACGCUCAUUUCGGAAGAAUUAUUCAACUGGAAGCGUUGACAAUUGGAAACUGGAACAGCAUCGUGACUUCUUCGAUAGAUAGGACGGCAAAAGUUUGGAAUAUCAAUAACAUUUUCGAAACUGUGCAUGUUAUUGAUCGGCAUGAGCUACAAGUGGAUUCGAUCAGCCUUUCAGACAAUUUAAGCCUAGCUGUAACAACAACACGAAACUGUGUAGGAGUAUGGGACCUACGAAUUGGGAAGCUGAUUGCAAAACUUGCUGAUAGCCCUUUGGGAGCUAUUGUCACUCAUGCUAUCAUAACCCCCGAUGGCAAGUACAUAAUAUCAGCAGAAUCUGGAAACUUCCUAAUAUGGCUCCGUCUAACACAAAUGGUUAUCUUCAAAGAAGAACAACCAGGAAUAAGACAGUUAACUCUGAUUGAGGAUGGAACGAAGGUUCUAUCAAUUUCUAAGCCAAGCAACCCUCCAGGAAGUGAUUUUGUUCGUACUUCAGCCAUUGUCUGUGUUAGAGAAGUACCAAGUGGUGAGAUGGUAUACUCUUUUGAGUACCCAGUCCGCAGUAUAACUGGAGUCUCAUUCAAGCAAGCUGUCAUAACGUCAGAUCAACAAUAUUUGGUACUUUCUGCUGCAGACAAGACCAAUAGGGACUGUGUGAUAAUUCAUAAUGCUCAAAAUGGCGCGCUACUGCAUAGGAUACCUUUGAAAGCAAGUGCAAUCAAGGACAUUUCUGGAUUAGUGGCAAUGCCUCACAAACCUCAUCUAAUAGCAGUACUGACAACAGACAAAGGUGCUGUUAUAGAUAUAAGAAAUAAAAAGCAUAUUCGAACUGUACCAAAAUGGGGAGGCAGUAUAACUAAAGAUGGAAAGUAUGGACUUUAUGCCCCAUCGAGAGGUGGACUUGAACUGAUAGAACUAAAAAAGGGCUCUACUGUAAGAACAUUCAUUCCAAAAGUAGCUGAAGGUGUAUUUUCGAUUAUAUGCCUUUUCAACAAAACAGAUGAGUAUGUUCUUUAUUACCACAGUGGAAGAAAGACUUUGAGAGUGUUUCGAACUUCUGAUGCUGAAAUGGUGGCAAAUUAUAGAGUGCAAGCAGAACUUACGGCUGUGGAAAGUACUCCAGAUGGGAAUGCUUUGGUUUUAGGUACAAUUGAUGGCUGUGUAUCAGUGUUAGCUAUAGUUGAUCAAACUAAGACAGAUAUGAACCAAUACUUAUCACAAAUGCCUUCUAGAGAUGAAGGGUGGAAGAAAAGGGUGGAGAAAAUGAAAGCUCAAACAAGAUUUAAGGCUGUGGGUUCGAUUGCGAAACUUUCCACUUUGUUUGCCGAGAACAACAAGGACAAGGAUGUCAGUAAUAAUAACACGGAAAAUCACAAUACGGAAAAUGAACAGAAUGGCAACUAGUGUUAUAAUUUAGAAAACCUAUAUUACCCAGUAUAUUCUUGUAUUCGAUAGCCCUGUUCGUACAGAUGUAGCCAGUGAUCGUGUUCAAGAUCCCGCCACACAAAUUCUGUUCAUUCUGCUACACUGUGUAGAAUUUACACAGCCGGACCCGUGACAUAGUCACCGACCACUGUUCGAACAAACUUGAUAUCGUCAAUAUUUAAUGCAGCUUAAUAUAGUUAAGGAGUUAUAUAAUACGUGAAUAUGUUAUAAUAAAUGCUUGUUAAAGUUU
Molecule: messenger RNA, 5517 nt
Organism: Acanthoscelides obtectus
Lineage: Eukaryota; Metazoa; Arthropoda; Insecta; Coleoptera; Chrysomelidae
Source: the annotation of a GenBank genome assembly